AUGACGUUUAAUAGAAAACAAGCCAGUAAGUGUACAUCUCUUGUUACCCCAGUCGGUGUGCGUUUCUCUACUCCUCCUUGUAUAAUUACACCCCCUCCUUCCACAACCCAGUCCCUCUUAAACCAUCUCUUAGGAGGUAGCCUGCAACCCUCUAUAGAUGUAGAUCCAUCUGGAAUCUCUCCUGCAUCAGCCUUCCAGAGUACCCAGCCCCUUCCAGCACACAGGGGCCAGCCUCCUACCACAGAGCAUAAGAGGGGAGUUAGAGCAUGGUCUGUGUCUGAUCCUUGCUGGCUGCCUCAUUCCCACCCUGUUCUCAGGGAUCUGGCUAUGGAUGCUGAGUGUUUGGAGUGCAUGCCCUGUGUGCAGCCUGAGCUCCCCGCUGCAGAGGAGGAAAGCAGCGGGGAGGGAGAUGAUGACAUUAUUGGCACUGAAGAGGGAAGACAGCAGCAGGAUGUGCCAAGCUCCGAGCUUUCAGAAGCCCCACAGCUGGGGGGCCACCAGGAAGGUAUGUACUCCAGGCAUCCUGCAUCCUUUCCCCCUCUCUCUGUAGGUGCUGCUGCUGAGAGCAUUGAUGGGCAACCCAGGCCCACAGGCGGCACCUGGACCACCACUCACAGCACGGUCACCUAG
Molecule: messenger RNA, 630 nt
Organism: Pelobates cultripes (western spadefoot toad)
Lineage: Eukaryota; Metazoa; Chordata; Amphibia; Anura; Pelobatidae
Source: the annotation of a GenBank genome assembly